Molecule: messenger RNA, 1155 nt
Organism: Saccharomycopsis crataegensis
Lineage: Eukaryota; Fungi; Ascomycota; Saccharomycetes; Ascoideales; Saccharomycopsidaceae
Gene: SSU1
Product: Ssu1p
Exons: 1
Coding region: 1-1155 (384 amino acids)
Biological process (GO): transmembrane transport; sulfite transmembrane transport
Cellular component (GO): plasma membrane
Molecular function (GO): sulfite transmembrane transporter activity
Source: RefSeq, a predicted model, not a curated record
AUGUCGAGAACCCAGCUAAUACUCAAACGGGUGGUCCAAGAUUUCCAUCCCAUCUGGUUUGCCAGUACUAUGGGUACCGGGAUUUCCUCAACCAUCUUGUACAACUUCCCUUAUCCUGCCUACUGGCUCAAAGUUUGCAGUUACAUUAUGUUUGCGGUGUGUUGCUUGUUGUUCAUUUUCUUUAAUCUCAUCUUGGUGGUGGCGGCGUUCAAGUAUCCGCAGAAAUGGAAACACAUGCUAUUGAACGUGGGCCAAUCGGUGUUCUUUGGGUGUUAUUCGAUGGGGUUUUCCUCGAUCCUUUCGUACCUCCAUAAUAUCGUGGGAGAAGAUUGGGCCACCGCGCUUUUCGUGCUUUGGAUCAUCAACAUUGCCAUCUCGCUCUUCACCGCGUGGAUCAUUACGUUCUUAGUCCAUUAUAAAGGCGAGGUCCAGCCGCACGAGAUCCACAUUUCGUUUCUUUUACCAGUGGUGUCGCAAAACGUCGUGGCUGCCGUGGGUGGGGUGUUGUACGAUAUCCUCCAUCCGAAUUUGAAAUUACCAAACAUCAUCAUCUCGUAUCUUUGUUGGGCCAACGGGAUCGCGUUGACCGGGUGGGUUGUCGGGGUGUAUAUUUGGAAACUUUACGUCCAUAGGAUCCCAUUAGCGAAAAACACCGGGUUUGUGGCGUUCUUGCCAGUGGGGGCGUUCGGACAAGGGGCGUUUGCGGUGAUGAUCAUUUGUGACAAUUUCCGCAAUUACUUGCAAGACAUCGACCCGAAAUUCCUCCAAAUUGGCCUCGAUGAUGCCAGUAUCGUCAACAAUAAUUUGAUCGUCGGCCAAUCUCUCAAAUACUUGGGAUUAAUGGUGGGGUUGUUCUUGGUGUCCAACGGGUACUUUUUCACUUUCAACGCCGUGGCAUCGGUUUGGGGCGCGGGAGUGGAUCGGUUCACUAAAGGGUUCUGGGCGUGUACUUUCCCACUUGGGACCAUGGCAUUGGCAAACCAUGAGCUUUAUACGUUAUUUGGUUUCAGGGCGUUCAGAGUGGUGAGUGCGGUGUACUCGACGGUGUUGGUGUUGAUCACCACUUUUUGUAUUUUCGGGUCGUUGGUUUACGAGUUUCCUCAUGAGAUUUACAGACCAAUUAAACAAGAAGAUGAGAAAGAUGCUUUGGCAUGA